AUGCCGUCCUGGACACCGCCUGUCCCGCUCUGCUCAGCUUCGCAGAAGGAGAGUUUCGCCUACGAAUCGACCGUCAAGCGCUGGCCGAUCAUUCUCACGGGCGUAGUCGACGAGCUGAACAAGAUCAACGGCACUCUCUCCGGGUCGAAUGAUGACGAGCAGGCGAAGAUGGCGGAGGGCAAGCAGCUCAUCAACGACAUCUCGGGCUUGAUCUACGAGAUGCGGCAUGACCGGGACCUCUCGCCGCUUCAGGCGACUGGCCUUCCUGACGACACGGCCGCCUACAACGACGAACUUGCUCAGCUUGCCGAGAAGGGGGAGAACAAGUGGUUCAGUGCGCCGUGGCUUUUUGCGGAAUGCUACCUCUACCGCCGAUUGAGGGGUCUCUUCGCCGUCACAAAGCACUGGAACCUGUUCGACCCGUUCGCGAGCCAGAAGCUGUCGACCUGGCGCUCUUCCGCGGUCGGUGCAGCCGCUCUCGCCAAGUCGCUCCAGAAGCUCGUUCAGGAGGGACCCGUCAACGACGAGAAGAAGCUCAAGCUCGACCUGCUGGGCAUGCUUGAGGUCGACCUCUGGGGAAACGCGACGGACCUCUCGCUUUUGACGUCCUUGACGCACGAGGAGAUCCAGCAGCUCCAGUCAGUCGAGCGCGGCCAGCACUUCGUCCUCAAGACCGACUUUGAGCGGACAUGGGAGCACUUCAAGACGCUCAAGGACGCGCGGGUCGACAUCGUCCUCGACAACUCUGGCUUCGAGCUGUACACCGACAUGGUCCUCGCCGACUGGCUCGUCACUCUUUCGCCUUACGUUUCCGAAGUCGUCUUCCACCCGAAGCUCAUCCCUUGGUUCGUCUCGGACGUACAACCGCACGACUUCCUCAUUCUUCUCGACACCCUCGACGACGCUUCCUUCUUCCCUGCCGACUCUGGCCUGACCGAGGAGGACCGCACAGCCUUCCGCGAGCUCGCCGCACGAUGGAAGCGCUACGUCAAGGAGGGCAAGUUCCGCCUGAGCGUGCCGACGGAGCUCAAGAUGGGCGAUAAGGGCGGCGAGUUGGCAGACUUCUGGACCACGCCGCACGGAUUCGCUGAAUUACCCGCCGCCGCGCCUCAGCUACUCUCGGAGCUGCAGAAGGCGUCGCUCGUCAUCUUCAAGGGUGACCUCAACUACCGCAAGCUCGUCGGUGACGCUUGGUGGCCUACAACCACUCCGUUCGACGACGCCCUCGGACCGCUGCGCGGCAAGAUCGACAUUCUCUCGCUGCGGACAUGCAAGGCGGACACCGUCGUUGGCUUGCCAGAAGGUACGGAAGAGCGGGUGGAGAAGGAGGACCCGAAAUGGCGGAUCAACGGCAAGUACGCCGUUGUCAGCUUCUCGCCGCGAGACUCAUAG
Messenger RNA from Rhodotorula toruloides NP11, 1392 nucleotides. Its product is annotated as duf89 domain protein. The transcript has 7 exons. Bases 1 to 1392 code for a protein of 463 amino acids. Gene Ontology annotation, molecular function: phosphatase activity. Gene Ontology annotation, biological process: DNA damage response. The record is from RefSeq and is a predicted model, not a curated record. NCBI's taxonomy places the organism in Eukaryota, Fungi, Basidiomycota, Microbotryomycetes, Sporidiobolales, Sporidiobolaceae. Gene Ontology annotation, cellular component: cytoplasm; nucleus.